AUGUACCUACAUCGAGUGAAGAAAAAAAAAACCAGCAUUGCCAGCAUCGUGUACCUCUCCUCUCCCUCGCGUCCAUGAUGUGCACUAAGCUAAGACGUUCCAAAGCUGGACAACUUGUUCUUGUUCUUGCCAUCGAAGGCAGUACGUGUCCAUGUCCAUAACACUUGGCAAUUUCCAACCUAAGAGAAAGUCGUUCGACAUCGCGUUAACGCUAUGUUAAAGAGGUGUCUUCGUUAUUGUUGACCCCUACGAAUCCAAUCGUACGAAUUUUUUUCAUCUUCAAUUUAGUCGUCGUCGCCGUACAUGAAACUGAUCGCGACGAGCUUUUUCAGCCCCUAUAAUUUUGUGCCUGUGUCGUUGUGCGAGUUUUUUUUUGUUCUGCUGUGUCGUGUGGACUGUGGGGUUAUUUUUUAAUUGUUUUACUGAUUAAAGUGGAUCGCCAUCUUGAGAUCGUUGUCAGCAGCCCGAUAUAAUGGUUUUCAAUAAUAAAACGUCGCUGGAUUACGACGCGAUGUUACAAAUCGUUCCAUCGGCCGGAUUCAGUCCUCCAGCAUCCAGCGAGUACAGCGCCGAUUACUCGGUGGACAGCUUCGAUUUAUCUCUGCUACCGGGAAGUGUGGAGAACGACAGCGCUUUCUCGAGCUCGUGCAACGGCAACUCAAACGUGCAACAGUUUUUCUCUCUGUACUACGACGUGAACUCGCCUCCUGCCGGAUUAUUCGGAUCUUACGACAAUACAGUCAGCACAACCAAAGAUAACUCAUAUCUGGGCUCAUCCAAAGACCUGUUAGGAUCUGGUAAACAGCAACCGAGAUACGACGACGUUAUGUCCAUGUUCAAAAAAACAGAACCCAGUAUCGACAAGUGUUCGUCUUGGAGAGAUGAUUUCAGCACCCUUAAGGAUACAGUUUCGAUCAAAUCGCCAUCCGACGAACACGUUUUAUCCAAGAAUACCUUCUUGGAUAUGGAAAUAGUCGACUGGGAGAGUAAAAACGAAUGGGAUACGAUCCGAGUCCAAUCUAGUAUUCCUUCAGUGACCAGCAGCAGUAAUUGCUCAUCGCCGGAUUUCCAAUUGUGCCCUUCAACGCCUCCUGAUUUCGAUAGCAUACUACCAUUGGAAGAUAUCAAACAAGAGAUCACGUUGAAUUUGCAGAAUUUACUCACCAGCGAAGAGAAACCGAUCACUAUUGACGAUAAAUACAAAGAAAAGAAACCAGAGUUAUUGCGAUCGAUUUUAGAAAAAAGCUCGCAGAACGAUUUAGUCAGCAAGAAACACCAGAUCAACAAAUGCUCCAGUAUGAAAGACGAUAAUCAUAAAUUACUCAGGGAGGUUUUAAAGGAUACCAGUUUCCAGAAAAAAUAUAACUUGAAACCGUUCGAUAUCGAAGGUCUUGGAACCUGUUACCAAACCGAAAUCAAAACCGAGGAUGGUAAAAUCCUCAAUAAAGAAGAUGUCUGCGAUGUUAACUUGGCUGAGGGGAUCAUCGCACCAAUGCUUUCAAAAGCCAUCGAACAACUUAUGCAAGAUGUCGAUAAUACCUGCAUCAUGUUGGGAAUCCCUCGAGAUCCCAAAAAAUGGUCCAUAGAAGACGUAAGAGGCUGGUUAUUAUGGAAUUCCAGACAAUACAACUUACCAAUACCAAUGGAUUUAUUUAAUGUGACCGGUGCCACGUUGACAUCGAUGACAGAACAAGAUUUUCAACAAAGAGCUCCACAGUGCGGUAGCAUUUUAUUCGCUCAAUUAGAAAUAUGGAAAGUGAACAGCAUGGAGGAUACUCAUCUGGAUGUGAAUACCCUCUUAUGCGAUACAAAUGCGCAAUCCAGUUCACCCAGCGUAGAUAUAUCCGAUGAAGAUGACGAAGAAGACGAAGAGAUGACCGAUGCGACUCAAUCGUUCAACCAAACCAUUCAACCAGGUAUGAAAGUAUCCAGAGGCAGUGGCUCUCAUAUCCAUUUAUGGCAGUUUCUAAAAGAACUUCUAUCGUCUCCACAAACGCACGGUUCUUGUAUACGAUGGCUAGAUCGUAACAAAGGCGUAUUCAAGAUCGAAGAUUCAGUCAGAGUUGCUCGUCUGUGGGGUAAACGAAAAAACAGACCUGCUAUGAACUACGAUAAAUUAUCUAGAUCUAUAAGACAGUAUUAUAAAAAAGGUAUCAUGAAGAAAACCGAAAGAUCUCAAAGGCUAGUGUACCAAUUUUGUACGCCUUAUAAUUUAUAAAAACAACAUUUUUAAUUUUUUUUUUUUUACCAUUGUACCAUUUUUUAUUUUAUUUUUUUUCAAACCAUAAUUUAAUUACCUAUAUUUAAAUUGUAAAAGUUUUAUAAACUUUUACAAAAUCAGUGUAUGCCGAUUAAAUAGGCAAAUAUAAUAAGUUAAUUAAUUCUUAAGCUAAUUAUUUACACUGCGACGUUAUUUCGAAAGGUAAUUUUCAAAUACGUUCGUACGUCUUAUAUAGAGAUACGUAAACCUCUUUUUUUUUUAUAUCGUCCAAGGUUUAUAUUAAUUAUAAACGUAUUCGUGUAAGUUUUAUCGUUUAAGUUUCGAGCGAAGCUAUAAGUAUAGCUUCGCCAUUUUUAUUGUUACCGGUUUAGUAGACGAGGAGCGUCCAUUGUUUUGUAUAUUGGAUGCUCAGUAACUCGUCGAAAUACUGGUAAUUUUGGUCCCAUAUAUCUAUGAUAUAUUUUAGUACGUUCUGUGAACAGACUUUAUUAAUCUUGUAUAUAUUUUCUUUUCGUUUUUUGUUUCUUCUAAUAAGUAAGAAGAAAAAAAACAAAAGAAAAACCAACAACAUUAUUUUCUACUUAAUUGUUAUUUUUUUUGUAUGUAUUUCGCGGUGAAGGGAUCUAGAGUAUUACCUACCUUAAAAAUACGUACUACAUACUACGUACUUAUAUGAGUAGAUAUUUUAUACGUAAUAAGAUGUUAUUUUUCUUCUCUGAGCUAAUUAAACCAUUCAUUUGUA
Messenger RNA from Planococcus citri (citrus mealybug), 2963 nucleotides. RefSeq names its product DNA-binding protein Ets98B (gene Ets98B). The coding region runs from base 473 to 2218 and encodes 581 amino acids. Gene Ontology annotation, cellular component: nucleus. Gene Ontology annotation, biological process: regulation of transcription by RNA polymerase II; cell differentiation. The record is from RefSeq and is a predicted model, not a curated record. The transcript has 5 exons. Gene Ontology annotation, molecular function: sequence-specific DNA binding; DNA-binding transcription factor activity, RNA polymerase II-specific. Lineage: Eukaryota; Metazoa; Arthropoda; Insecta; Hemiptera; Pseudococcidae.